Molecule: messenger RNA, 501 nt
Organism: Oppia nitens
Lineage: Eukaryota; Metazoa; Arthropoda; Arachnida; Sarcoptiformes; Oppiidae
Product: intraflagellar transport protein 27 homolog
Exons: 2
Coding region: 1-501 (166 amino acids)
Cellular component (GO): endosome; Golgi apparatus
Molecular function (GO): GTPase activity; GTP binding
Source: RefSeq, a predicted model, not a curated record
AUGUCAUCAAUUUUAAGAACCAAAUGCUUAAUCAUUGGUGAAUCAACUGUUGGAAAGACAUCGAUAACCAAAUUACUAACCAAUACUGUGUCAGACAUUUCCAAUGGUUAUCGUAUGACACGAGGUAUUGAAGUAUCGGUUAAAAAGUUUAGGACACAAAACAAUGAGUCAGAAGUCGAGCUUUUUCUAUACGAUUGCUCCGGAAAACAGUUUUAUCAACCAAUUUAUGAGACAAUACUAUCACACAAUAUAUCAACAAUUGUGGCCGUCUUUGAUGUAACUAAUGAACAAACACUCAACUCAUUGCAUCAAUGGUUAACCAAUACUCUGAAGACAAUUUCAAAAGAUAGUGUCAUUGGAGUCAUAUUAGGAAAUAAAAUAGAUUUAGAAGAAAGAGUUAUUGUUAGCAAAGAUGAGGCACAUCUGUUGGCAAAGAAGUUCAAAAUGAGAUAUUUUGAAACCAGUGCUAAACAUAACAUUGAUACAGUAUUUAUUAAAUAG